GUUACAGAGAAGUUCUCUGCCCUUCUUAGCAAGUGGAGAAACAAUAACCCAACUUUUUCAUAAGUUACAGAAUAAGCAUUAUUUUGUGGUAAAACAGUCGCUCAUUUUUCAAUCUAACAAGAUGUAAUAAGUGACUCAGAGCUUUGGGUUCUCAGCCGUUGUCUCGCCGUUCAUUAUGUGUUCGCUGAGGCUUUAGAACCUCUAACUCUGGCUAUGUUUUCCAGCCGGGGCUGUUAAAGAAAGGGGGUUUCUACCGCCGUUUCCAAGAACCCAGCAAGAGAGGAACUGUAUUUUAGAUGGGUAAACCAGCCGAGGUGGGUUUCAAUUCACGUGAGUGGCUGCAGAGCCAGUGUCCCUUCCCCUCUCACUUGGGAUUCUAACAUUCCCUCUGUGACGCGGAGAGGACAGGCUGGGGACAGGCACCCGGGCCUCGGCCCUGCCGCGGGUGGCAGAAGCAGCGCGCAGCGGGCGGGUAGCCUGGGCGUGAGCACGCAGGAGCCCGCCCUCCUGGGCAGGAUCCCAGACGGGAGGCGGAGCCUGCGGCCGCGGGAACCCCAAGCCCGCCCCCUUCCCCACCCCUCAGUCUCUCGCCAUGGCCUCUGCUCUGCUCCUGGUCCCUGCCGCUCUCGCCUCUUUCAUCUUGGCCUUUGGCACCGGAGUGGAGUUCGUGCGUUUUACCUCCCUUCGGCCACUUCUUGGAGGGCUGCCGGAGUCUGGUGGUCCGGAUGCCCGCCAGGGAUGGCUGGCUGCCUUGCAGGACAGAAGCAUUCUUGCCCCCCUGGCUUGGGAUCUGGGGCUCCUGCUACUAUUUGUGGGGCAGCACAGCCUCAUGGCGACUGAGACAGUGAAGGCGUGGAUGUCCCGGUACUUUGGGGUCCUUCAGAGGUCACUGUACGUGGCAUGCACUGCCCUGGCCUUGCAGCUGGUGAUGCGAUACUGGGAGCCUGUUCCCAGAGGCCCCGUGUUGUGGGCAGCUCGGGCUGAGCCAUGGGCCACCUGGGUGCCCCUCCUGUGCUUUGUGCUCCACGUCAUUUCCUGGCUCCUCAUCUUCAGCAUCCUUCUCGUCUUUGACUACGCCGAGCUCAUGGGCCUCAAACAGGUGUACUACCAUGUGCUGGGGCUGGGCGAGCCUCUGGCCCUCAAGUCUCCCCGGGCUUUGAGACUCUUCUCCCACCUGCGCCAUCCAGUUUGUGUGGAGCUGCUGACAGUGCUAUGGGUGGUGCCCACCCUCGGCACUGACCGCUUCCUCCUGGCUCUCCUCCUUACUCUGUACCUGGGCCUGGCUCACGGACUUGACCAGCAAGACCUCCGCUACCUCCGGGCCCAGCUGCAAAGAAAGCUCCACCUGCUCUCCCGGCCCCAGGACGGGGAGGCCAAAUGAGGAGCUAACUCUGGUUCCAAGCCGUGUACUUCCUCCCCCCCUCAGAAUUCAAAUUCCUUGAUAUCCAGGCCCUGGCUGCUUUAGACUAGAGGCUUAAAUCUGUGGACUGAAGGAGGACCUGUCCUGUCCACUCCCGUCCCUGGGUCCAUCUCCAUACCUUAAAUUCUGAGUCUCAGCCACUGGACUCCAAGGUGCACUUCUCACCAGCAAGGGAGAAGGGUGGGGAACUUACUGGUCUCCUCACAGAUUGGGGGGGCUUGACAUCCCCCUCACCAACCUCAAAAGGAGAAGAGUCCAGCCUGACUACUCCCCUGGCACAGUUACUGCCUCUGCACUUCCAGGAUCAUCUCCAAGUCUCACUUCCCCUCCUAGGAGCUGCAAGUUUGAAUAGUGGCUGUCCCUCCAGGAUCCCCACUGGCUGGCCUCUCCACCUCCUUAGGCCCCGCCCCCGGGUUCUGUACUUGAACCUACUAGGGAGGACUCUCCUGCUCAAAAUUUCGGGUGACUAAGGGCCCCCCUGUUCACCCGAGGAACACGCAAUGGAGGAAAAUAAAUUUCAGCUGGGUUUUUCUACA
Molecule: messenger RNA, 1956 nt
Organism: Rhinolophus ferrumequinum (greater horseshoe bat)
Lineage: Eukaryota; Metazoa; Chordata; Mammalia; Chiroptera; Rhinolophidae
Gene: NRM
Product: nurim
Exons: 4
Coding region: 593-1381 (262 amino acids)
Cellular component (GO): nuclear membrane
Source: RefSeq, a predicted model, not a curated record